Tricharina praecox is the source of this 1402-nucleotide messenger RNA. RefSeq lists its product as uncharacterized. The record is from RefSeq and is a predicted model, not a curated record. NCBI's taxonomy places the organism in Eukaryota, Fungi, Ascomycota, Pezizomycetes, Pezizales, Pyronemataceae. The transcript has a single exon. The coding region runs from base 182 to 1204 and encodes 340 amino acids.
UUAACUCAAGUCCUUUCGUUUUCACCUACCUGCGGUCUUGACCGACUGUUACUGCGUUACUCGCCCCGCCGGGCAUACUGAACUGGACUUCUUGGCACUUGACUGAAGACUCCCAACGACUCUUCGCCUUUCUCGAAUUUGCCCCCCCCAACGUGCAUGAUCAUCGGCAUCCCUCCGCUUUAUGUCGAGAAUGCCCGCCCUACUACUCCCCAACACAGCGUCGCCUUUUGCGCCUCGGUCUUCGCCGACCAUAGUUCUGAACACCAAGGUCGAUCCGUGGUUAACGGCUACGCUCAAGCGCAUCAACCGGAUCAAAAGAUCACUGAACAGCGUUCCCCAGCACAUGAAAUGUCUCACCGAGACGCUUUCCCAGCAAUCCGCAAUCUGGAAUCUCUGCACGUUGAUGGUGCCCAAAGCCCCGGCAUCGCAACUUGACAGGCACGACAACCCGUUGGUUGAGGCUUUCGCCCGGUUCGAGCUGCUGCACGUUCAGGCCUAUGUGGUGCAUAUCGACUUGGUGCUGUCCCACGAGGUGGCAUUCAAGCUGACGAAAGACACCAUUGACGAUCUCUGCGAAUACCACAAGGACAUAUACCUGGUCGAUCAGACGGACACGACAUGGCCGUGGACCGAGAAGGAAGCGCAGGUGAAGAAGCUGCACGACGAGUUCCAUCAGGCGGUCAACAAAUAUGUGUACCGGACGGAUGCGAUCGCCUUGGAAGGGCUGGAGGACGACGGAGCGGGAGAGUUGCUCUGUGGACGCAGCGAGGAUGUGAAGGCGCAGGUUCUAGCGCUGUUCUACCCGCUCAUGCCGCCACCGCCACGAGUUGUCGACGUUGUGCGGCCAGUUGCGCAGAUGCUGCCAAGCAACCCCGGAAACUGGUGGAACCCUUCGCCGGUGCCUUCGAAUGCGCCCCCUCCGCCUCCCGUUGAGUCCUGGAAGAUUCUGCCGUCAAGUCCCAUCGAGGACAACUCGCCUGUUUCCAGCUCUGGAGGAUUCCCGACAAUCUGGGGCCCGACCACUGGCUAUGACAUGCCCGUUACCUGCUCUCCGGGACCGCAGUACACUCAAGCGCCUACAACCCUCUCCAUGUCGAUCCCGCAACUGCCGCUACCCAGUAUGGUGGCUCAGCAGUGCAGCGUGGGAAGCGGAUUUGGAGGGUUUGGCUGGGACCGCUACCAGGACUACGGUGCGACGAUGUGACUAGCUGGCGGUUCCCAGGAGCGAGGACGAGACGAGUGCGAUCAGUAUGGGCAGGGGAAUUUUGGCGGCCAAGACGACGGGCGAUAAGCACGGAGCAACAAAGGGACGAAAUUGACGAUUUCCAUGCGAUGAUUUCUCGACUAUUAAAUCACUACCAUACGCGGCGCGGAUCACCUCAACAACGAAACUAAUGGCCAU